This is a messenger RNA of Equus caballus (horse), 2298 nucleotides long. It is a transcript of the gene ACSF3, whose product is annotated as acyl-CoA synthetase family member 3. Gene Ontology annotation, biological process: fatty acid metabolic process. Lineage: Eukaryota; Metazoa; Chordata; Mammalia; Perissodactyla; Equidae. The record is from RefSeq and is a predicted model, not a curated record. Gene Ontology annotation, molecular function: medium-chain fatty acid-CoA ligase activity.
CCGCCGCCGCGAGGGUCCGGCUCCUCCCUUUUGUCGCCUCCCGGGGCGUCGUCUUCCUGGCCGCGGGGCCCGGGUCACGUGCGGGGACCCCACCGUUCGGGCGCCGGGCCGGGCGGUGCUGGCGCUCGGGGAGCGACCGGAGCCCGGGAGGGUGUUGAGUUCGUCGAGUCCGCUCUCAGCCGUGGUUAGAAGGGACUCGCCCCGCCCCAGCUAAACCGAGUCGGACAUUUGUCGGUGCCAUGCCACCCCACGUGGUGAUGUCCUUCCGGCGCCUGGUCUGGGCCCUGGCCUCCCACCGGCCGGCUCCCUUGAGACACGAAGGAAUCCACCUCCUGCAUGCAGCCCCAGCAGCCUGCUCUGACAGAAGCGCCCCGGUGUUCACCCGUGCCCUGGCCUUCGGGGACAGAGUUGCCCUUGUUGACCAGCACGGCCACCACACGUACAAGGACCUUUACCACCGCAGCCUCUGCCUGUCCCGGGAGAUCUGCAGGCUCCGUGAGUGUGCCGGCGGGGACCUCCAGGAGGAGAGGAUCUCCUUCAUGUGCUCCAACGACGUCUCCUAUGUGGUGGCUCAGUGGGCCUCAUGGAUGAGCGGCGGCAUCGCCGUCCCUCUCUACAGGAAGCACCCCCAGGCCGAGCUGGAGUAUUUCAUCCAGGACUCCCGCAGCUCGGUGGUCCUUGCCGGCCAAGAGUACGUGGAGCUCCUGAGCCCGGUGGUCAGGAAGCUGGGGGUCCCGCUCCUGCCUCUCACGCCUACGGUCUAUGAUGGCGUGGCUGAGGAAGCCGGGGAUGGGCAGUUACCAGAGCGGGACUGGAGAGACCGGGGUGCCAUGAUCAUCUACACCAGUGGGACCACUGGGAGGCCCAAGGGCGUCCUGAGCACCCACUACAACAUCAGGGCCGUGGUGACCGGGCUGGUCCACAAGUGGGGGUGGACUAAAGACGAUGUGAUCCUCCACGUCCUCCCACUGCACCAUGUCCACGGCGUGGUCAACAAGCUGCUCUGUCCACUCUGGGUGGGAGCCACCUGUGUGAUGCUGCCCAACUUCAAUGCUCAGCUGGUUUGGGAAAAGUUCUUAAGUUCUGAAACUCCACGGAUUAAUGUGUUUAUGGCAGUGCCUACAAUAUACACCAAGCUGAUGGAUUAUUAUGACAAACAUUUCACCCAGCCUCAUGUCCAGGAUUUUGUGCGUGCAGUUUGUGAAGAAAAAAUUAGGUUGAUGGUUUCGGGAUCGGCCGCCCUGCCCCUGCCUGUGCUGGAGAAGUGGAAGAACAUCACAGGCCACACUCUGCUGGAGAGGUACGGGAUGACGGAGAUCGGCAUGGCCCUGUCCAACCCCCUGACCGCAGCCCGCCUGCCAGGUUCUGUGGGGACUCCGCUGCCAGGCGUCGAGGUACGCAUUGUCUCAGAAAACCCACAGAAGGAGGGCUACCCCUAUAUCCUGCACGCGGAAGGAAACGAGAAGGAGACUAAGGUGACCCCAGGGUUCAAGGAGAAGGAAGGUGAGCUCUUGGUCAGGGGCCCCUCCGUGUUCCGGGAAUACUGGGACAAACCAGAAGAAACGAAAAAUGCAUUCACCUCGGAUGGCUGGUUCAAAACAGGUGACACGGCCGUGUUCAAGGACGGCAGGUACUGGAUCCGGGGCCGCACAUCGGUGGACAUCAUCAAGAGUGGGGGCUACAAGAUCAGCGCCCUGGAGGUGGAGCGACUCCUGCUGGCCCACCCUAGCAUCACAGAUGUGGCUGUGAUUGGAGUUCCGGACAUGACGUGGGGCCAGCGGGUCACUGCAGUAGUGACCCUUCAAGAGGGACACUCGCUGUCCCACAGGGAGCUCAAAGAGUGGGCAAGAGACGUCAUGGCCCCGUACGUGGUGCCCUCGGAGCUUCUGCUGGUGGAAGAGAUCCCGCGGAACCAGAUGGGGAAGGUCAACAAGAGGGACCUCGUCAGGCACUUCUACCCAUGCAACCAGGGCGCCCCCAAGGCCGGGCGCCAGUGAGCCAACGUCCCCUUCAGACCCGAAGCCCCUAGCUCAGGCAGAACAGAGUCAAGUCUGACUGAAUGAGGCCACAGCGCGAGGCCUCUGCAGCCACUGGCUGAUUUCAAGUCAUCAGGUGACUGCAUGUCACCUCUGCCCCGUAUUUGGGCCACACCCGCGCCUGCACGUGGCCCCACAUGCUCAGGGCCCCCUGCCCCCAGGUGCCCUCAGGCUGCCAGGCAGGUCCUGGAAAGUCCAGAGGUGUCACCAGGGAAACAGGUCUCCAAAAGGAAUGCAAUAAAGGCCGCACAGAGUAAUGGGA